Chara braunii is the source of this 1381-nucleotide messenger RNA. The record is from the annotation of a GenBank genome assembly. NCBI's taxonomy places the organism in Eukaryota, Viridiplantae, Streptophyta, Charophyceae, Charales, Characeae.
GCCCAGCGAGAGUCCACGUGGUUGGCGGCUUGCCACCAACGUGUAAAGUACAUUUGCCACGUCAACAAGGGCAGAUGCUCAAGUAGCAAAAAGUUACAAGGACUUAUUUGCAAUUGCCAAGUUUCACAAUACAAUAAAAAUAACAGACACUAACGAUGGAGAAGAAAGGACUCUCGGAGAAAGUUCAGCAGCUAAAGUUUAUGCAGAGAGCAAAAGCACGCGACAAUUUUCAGAAGAAACAGGGGGCGGAGCCUGUUGCUCAGGUUUUCCGAGCUGAUCCAUUUGUCUCGGAGCGAACAGCCACACCCUCAGCUCCAGCUGGUCCCUCCACAUCGACAGGACAGUUGACACGUCAGCAGCCCAACACACCGGCAUGUGUUGUCAUCGUGGAAGAUGAUCCAAAACCGGGUGCACGGAUUGGGAGAAUGUCGUUUCGGAAUUUCAAUCCAGAGGUUCAGGCGCUGACGUCAGAUGGGGUAUUUUCAAAUGCAAGACAGAGGGGGGAGGAGCAGCAAAAUGAGGGCAACAUUGUCAGGAAAAGGAGAAUCGGGGCCUUGAAGCAGAUGAACGAGGAUGGCGAAAUAGUUGAAGAGUUAAGCGGGCGGCGAGGACGCGGAAGAGGGCGCGGAGGAGGACGCGGAAGAGGUCGUGAAGGAGGGCGUGGAAGAGGGCGUGAAGGAGGAGGACGAGGAGGAGGUAAGAAGAGUGCGGAGUUUGAGCAGGAUAGACAGGGGGGUUCUGAGAAUGCCAGAAGUUUGCACGCAGAGGUUGACGCCCCCCCUUCUGCUCCCGGCUAUCUCCGAAGCAUCGGGGGUAUUCGAGCUGUACAACAAAGGCGAGCUACGUCGAUGGACAUGGAGAAUGCUGGUGAUGAGGGUAUAGAAAACAGGUAAAGCUUUAUCUAAUAAGGAAAACAAUUUGGAGUUCAAAAAAAAAAAAAAAAAAAAAAACACUGAAGGGAACAAGAAAGGGGACGAAGCGGGCGGCGGGGAACUUGCUUUGAGAGCAGAGAGUUCCGCUGAGCGAAAACUAAAUGCUGUUCAUUGCAUUUGAGAGUCUUUGAGAGUGAGGACACUGAGAAGGCCUGUACUCGCGGCAGCAGUUUUUCAACUGAUCUCUGGACGUAAUUCCGGUAAGGUACAUCCAGCGCAGGCUGUAAUUACGGUCAGAUACAUCCAGAAAAGACUUAUGUGAGUAUGCUACAUGUCUUCGAAAGGUGGUAGGUGUGUAUGCGUGGCUAUAUGCCGGCGGCAGAUGUUGGCAGUAGCAUGCACUGGGAGGUGCCAUGUCUUGGGAGAGGAGUUCGGACUCUAGCAAGACAGUUCGUGUUUAGACUUUCCUUAUUUGCUAGAAGAAGCCUAGACGGAGAUUGCAUUCAGCC